AUGGGAGAAAUUAGUCAAAAUAUAUUAGGGAAAACAGCUGAAAUUGAAUCAUUUAAAGGUUUGAAGUAUUUUGGUACAAUAGCUCAAAUUAAUUCACGAGCAUUGACGCUGACACUUAUGAACGUAAAGCAGAAGGACAGCAAAGAUUUUUUUAACGAUUUUUUGGUAUUUCGAGUAAUCGAUAUGAAAUAUUUAUGAAUUAAAGAAUAA
Molecule: messenger RNA, 210 nt
Organism: Blepharisma stoltei
Lineage: Eukaryota; Ciliophora; Heterotrichea; Heterotrichida; Blepharismidae
Source: the annotation of a GenBank genome assembly